CAUAUUGAGCUAAAAUGGUAGAGACUCUAUUGCAGUGAUUGCUGGGAAGAAGAACUGCAGUCGGGAUUGGGACUUUGGAGAGGGUGGUAGCAAUCUUAAAAGGUACUUGCAAAGAAAACUGCAAUCUCGUUUUGGGAUAUUAAUCCUACUGCAACGUGAACAUUAUCACUGUAACAUCUUUCUCCAGACACAAUGGCUGACAGUGAGCUAUUCGAUGACCCAGAGAAGCUGAAGAGAGGUCUCAUAAAGGUUCUUGAAUGUGUGGCCACCAUCUCUUCUGCAGCAGCGGUGGUCAAUCCCAUCUUCGGCGUGGCUGGAUCUCUCAUCCGGGUUGUGCUUCACCAAGUGGACGACGAAGAUCUCCAGAAACUCAAGCGCGAGUUCGGAAGCGUGAAUCGAGCCCUGGAUGACAUUUCACAUCAGAACCGUCAAGCCCUGCAGCAGAUCCGUAAGGAAACGGUGGACAAACAGUACGGCCAGAUUGAAGAAAACCUUCGCAACCAGUUCCGCAAAUUCAUUGAGAUCGUGGAGGCGAAGCCGGAGCACAUGCAACGCAAGAAAGAGGAUUUCAUUGAGAGUUACAUGAAUGACAACGAAGACCAAAACAUGCACACCCUUUACGAUGGUGUGAUGGGGAAACGCAAACUCUUCAGCCGGCCCAUUCUGGAAGUGUACAUGAAGCAUUCGCAUGGUGACCCGAGGGUCAUGGAGAACCUCUGCACUCGACUCGCAUACCUCUUCUGCAUCGGUUUCAUUGCUAUGAUGGGUUACUAUGCCCUCAUAGAAGAUGACGUGGAAUCUCGGAAUGAGGAGUGGGAAGAAAAGAUGAAGAACGUGCAGGAGAAGAUGCAGGAGGUGCUGAGGAGGUGCAAGUGAUUUCUUUAGCACAACCGAUGGUUUUUACAAUCUUGCUGGCAUGCUUUCCUUGCUGUUCCCACUUUAAUAGACCGUCAUUGAUCUAAAGCAACUAAUGCAGCUUUACACUCCUGCUGACUGCAGGUUAUGCCGAAAACACAUAGUGAUGCUUCUCAUUUACUUGGUAGUUUACAUUGGCUCAAUUUGGCAAUGCAAGUAAAAAAAUGGUUCACACUUUAAAUGCUAAAUUACUGUAUAAUCAUCAACAUUAAAUAGUUAAAGAAAGUUAUAUUAGAUUCGUAAGAUCACUCGUGUGACACACAUAUUGUAUUAUAAUCAGCUUUACAUAAUAUUUUUUAUAUUAAGAUAAAAUCUGAAAGGAAAUGUCUAUAGGUUUUUUAUUUCUUUCUGAAAGGAAGUUUAUGUGUUUCUGCUUUAUCUCUUUCUAUUUUCACUUUCAUAACAGAUGUAUUCAUUUUUUUGCUUCCACUGCAGCUCCUCGUAGAUCUACAAUGAAUCUUUUUCUUUAGCAUUCCUUUACAUCUUUCAUUAUAGAUAAAUGACAGCUAUGAAGUUCAUCUGGAUCAUCGUGUUUGUUGAACAAUUAUUUACCCAUUCAAUAUAUAUAUAUAUAUGUUCAUGUGCUUUUUGAAUGUCUGUACAAUACUUCUCAGACACUUCUUGUAAAUUUUCUUUUGGAAUGUUUACAGUACUUCUGUAUAAUGCUGUUACGGUUUUCAAUAAAGAUACAGAAUAAAAAUAA
Paramisgurnus dabryanus is the source of this 1618-nucleotide messenger RNA. The record is from RefSeq and is a predicted model, not a curated record. Lineage: Eukaryota; Metazoa; Chordata; Actinopteri; Cypriniformes; Cobitidae.